GUGACGUCGGUUUAUGGGAGGUGAAUAUUUGUGCGAAGUUUAUGAUUUAAAACAUUUUUAAAGAUAUUACAAGUGUCAAGAUUCAUUUCAUAUAACCAUGGCUGAUAACGAACAGAAGGCAAUGCAAUUAUUAGUGGAGGCUGAAAAAAAGUUAACAUCUUCAAAGGGCUUCUUCGGUUCGCUAUUUGGAGGAUCAUCAAAGUUUGAAGAAGCUGUAGAAUGUUAUCAACGUGCUGCAAAUAUGUUCAAGAUGGCAAAGAAUUGGAGUUCUGCAGGAAGUGCAUUUUAUGAAGCAGCAGAGUUACAUGCUAAAGCAGGCAAUCGUCAUGAUGCAGCUACUAAUUAUGUAGAUGCUGCUAAUUGUUUUAAAAAAUCUAAUAUAAAUGAGGCAAUUAGUUGUCUAUUAAAGGCAAUUGAAAUUUACACUGAUAUGGGUCGAUUCACAAUGGCAGCCAAACAUCAUCAAAGUAUAGCUGAGAUGUAUGAAAGUGAAGCUGUAGAUCUUGAGAGAGCAGUUCACCAUUAUGAGCAAGCUGCUGAUUAUUUUCGUGGAGAAGAGAGCAAUUCCUCUGCAAAUAAAUGUCUUUUGAAAGUUGCACAAUAUGCUGCACAACUUGAAAAUUAUGAAAAAGCUAUUCAAAUUUAUGAACAGGUUGCAUCUGCAUCUUUAGAAAGUUCUUUGUUGAAAUAUAGUGCAAAAGAAUAUUUUUUCCGAGCAGCGCUAUGUCAUUUAUGCGUUGAUGUAUUAAAUGCUCAACAUGCAAUUGAACGUUAUCAAGAACAAUAUCCUGCAUUCCAAGAUUCUAGAGAGUACAAAUUGAUAAAGACAUUAAUAGAACAUAUCGAGGAACAACAACUCGAAGGUUUUACAGAAGCAGUAAAGGAAUAUGAUUCAAUUUCACGAUUGGAUCAGUGGUACACAACAGUAUUAUUACGUAUUAAAAAGCAAGUUGACGAUAAUCCAGAUCUGCGCUGAUCGGUUGUUCCUAUUUUGUGCUAUUUCUUAUCGAUGAUAUUAUUAAUCCAAUUCUAUAUGUAUUCUUUUUUAAGUCAUAUCCUGCUUUCAGUGGAACUUGUAAAGUAGUUUCGUUUUUGUACCCAAAUAUAUUUUUCAUAACAUCUCCUUGCUCUCUUGGCAACUAUUACAUUCAUCAUUUAAAUUAUCAUGAAUUUAUAGAAUAUUGUCAUUAAAAAAUAUAAAAAAAAAAGAGAGAAAUGAACUUCAAAUAUUCUACGAUCAUUAGUAGUUAAUUUAAAAUGCCCAUAUACAAGGCAUAAAAUUAAAUAUAGAAAUAAAUAAUAUUUAAACUUUGUUGAUAUUCUCACAUUUAUAAAUAUAUAAAUAGCUUGCCAGAAACUACAGCUUGUGCAGUUUCAUUUUGCAGCAUGCAAUUGCAAUUAAUUAUUCAAUCAAAAAUAAUUUAUGUUUAUUCAUUAGUCAGUAGAUGUAUAAUUUUAUAUAAUAUUUUUAAAAUUUGUUAAUAUUUAUUAAUAACUUGAAGUAAUUAUUAACAAUAACAAUAUAUAUAUAUAAAUGCAAUAUAUAAGAUUUUAUAGUUACCGAAAAACAAUUACAAAUUAUGUUAUUAUAUAGAUUACUACUUUCAAUAACAAUAUCAUUCGAUUCUGUAUCUAUGUUUCACUUGGAAUUGUUAUAACAAAACGAUAGAUCGUCAGUUAUCUUUACACUGCCAGAGUAUCAGAAUAAUGAAUAUGGUAUGCAUAUUAUAAUCUUCGGAAAAUGAUGUAUUUUGUAUAUUGAAUUUUCUUGUUUUUCUUAAAUUUUAAUUUCUGUAAAAUUGUAUUUAAAUUACAAUUUAAAAUUUUAAUUAUAUUUUAUAAAGAAGAUUGAACAUAUUCAUAUUGUUGGAAACUGAAAAUGACGGUGCAUUUAAUUACAAAUAUCAUAACAUCUUAUUUUUGUUUUAUUAAAAUUAAUAUUUAUUCAUAUUCUUCCAUUGUUAAAAAUUAAUUUUAUCAUUGUAUAUUUGUACUUAGACAUAGAAUUGAAAUAACAUAUAUUAGUAAUUAAAAAUGCGAUAAAUAUUGUAAAAAAAAAACUUUAUUUUAAUUAAUUUAUUGUUAUUUAGCAAAUUGGAUAUUGUGAAUUUACUACGAUAUUUUAUAUUUAAAAUUGUAUUGUUUGAAUAUACAUUUAUGAAAUAUAUACAUAUAUAAAUAUUCCAUUGUUAAAUAGGGAUAAGUAAUAAAAAUUUUUGCAUGCGCAGAAAAUAAUAAAGUGUGCAUUUCAUAAAUAUUGCGAAAAAAAACAAUUUUUGAUGCACAUAAUUAAUAUUGCGUUAUUUCCAUUAUGGAAUAGUUUUGAAUUGUAAAAAAAAUUCAAUAAAAAAGAGUUGCAGGUAGCGAAAAGUAAUGUCUAGAUUAUAUACUCUUCUAUAUCUUCUUUGAAUAUAUAUUACGAAACAUAUUAAUAUAUGUACAUAUAUGUUAAUAUAUUAUUUAAUAAUAAUUUAAUAUUUAAUAAGUAAUCAAUAAUUUAUUCAUCAACGUAUGAUCACUACUUGUUUUUUUGAAGCUAAAUAACAUUUAGAUUCAAAAUUGUAUCUUACUUAGUUCUAAUUAUUAUUAUAUUGCGUAUUAAAUUUUUUCGAAAUCCUGAAAACAAAUAUAACUUAAGUAAUUUAGACAUCGUCAUUUAAUAAUUGAAAAAAAAAUGACUUUUAAUGAUGCGACUUUUAAUGAAUUUGUGAUGUGAAAAUGCGUAUUCAAUCAUUUUUAAUUUUUUUUUUUAUAAGAAAUCACUUAAAAUUUAUUUUUUUAUUUUAUUUAAUUUAUUCAAAUAAUAUAAUGGAAAAAAUUACUAUGUAUGUAUGAUAUGGAUACUCUGGAUUUAUAUUUCUUUAUUAAAAAACGCAGAAAUUUGUUUUUGUCAUUUAUAUAAAGAUUUAUUUAUAUAUACAUUUAUGUAUCUUUGUAUUUGCUUUCUGAUGAUGAAAAUGAAACUAUACUACGAUAAAAGAAACUCAUAUAUUAUUCAUUUAUUUUGUUUUAUAUUAUAUGUAAAACAAUGAUUGCAGUGUUAAUAUUUAAGCAACAGUACUACGUAAUAGAUUUCUUAGUAUAUAGCAAUUAAUAUGCUUAAAAAAAUACACGCUUGUAAUAAAUGAUAAAUCUAUCAUACCACGCAAAA
This is a messenger RNA of Apis laboriosa (Himalayan honeybee), 3151 nucleotides long. It is a transcript of the gene alphaSnap, whose product is annotated as alpha-soluble NSF attachment protein. Lineage: Eukaryota; Metazoa; Arthropoda; Insecta; Hymenoptera; Apidae. Gene Ontology annotation, cellular component: SNARE complex; vacuolar membrane. The transcript is spliced from 5 exons. Gene Ontology annotation, molecular function: soluble NSF attachment protein activity; syntaxin binding. Gene Ontology annotation, biological process: SNARE complex disassembly; intracellular protein transport. The record is from RefSeq and is a predicted model, not a curated record. The coding region runs from base 98 to 976 and encodes 292 amino acids.